Messenger RNA from Poecile atricapillus (Black-capped chickadee), 7287 nucleotides. RefSeq names its product jade family PHD finger 1 (gene JADE1). Gene Ontology annotation, cellular component: histone acetyltransferase complex. The transcript is spliced from 8 exons. The record is from RefSeq and is a predicted model, not a curated record. Gene Ontology annotation, biological process: regulation of transcription by RNA polymerase II. Bases 2516 to 4636 code for a protein of 706 amino acids. NCBI's taxonomy places the organism in Eukaryota, Metazoa, Chordata, Aves, Passeriformes, Paridae.
UAGAUUUUUUAACUAUUUUUUUACUAUUUUAUUACUUACUAUUGGAGAAAGUAAGAGCAAGGAUUUUUGCCAUUUAAUCAUUCUAGAUCUCUUGGAGUCAGUCCAGGCUGGCCCAUAAAGCAUUACCAAAUGACCCACCAGUGCUGGCAGGACCACAGCAGCUCAAUCCUUGAUUACAUAGCAAAAAAUUCGUCAUGUUGGAACACUGACUGCUUCUUAUUAGGUCUGUAUCUGUCAGCUUUAGCCUUGGAUUAAGGGGGCCACAGGAAAGUGUGUUAGUGUUGUUUUUGUUCUGUGCAGCAACCUGCAGAGUGCCCCGCUAGGUCUGUGCAAGGAGGAGCUAACUUGUACAUCAGGUAAACCCUGUCCUUCCUUCUAAAGCAUUGGACCUGGAGCUCCAAGGACAACCUGAGUUUUGCUCUCUGCUCUGCAGUUUAGGACAUGGGAACACAGCCUGUCCCUGUUCCACACUGACCUCUCCCAGUCCCUGCAGAGGCACACACACGCACAGUACGUGUGCACUCACACUGCCUGCUCCGCACUGAUUCCUCUGUUCAGCAUCUCCCAAGGCUGUGGGAGGGCCAGGACACCUGUGGAAUUGAGCAGAGGGAAAACCUCCCAGAGGAUCACCGCCCUGUGUCUGUCACGGAGGUGCUUUGGUGGCUGUAGGAGGUCCAGGUACUCACUUAGGAAAGAGCUGUUCUCUGCCAAAGGCCAGUAGAGAUGUUGCUCCAAAUUUAAGGUGGUAAAAGACAGGGAAGGAAGGCAUCACAGUUGUAGGUAUUGGCACAGCAGGCACCACUCCUUGUUUUCCCCUGAAUUAUCUUGUAUUGUCCUGCUGCUGAGCUCCUGCUGGUCAGAGUGGCCUAUUGAUGCCGAUUAUUGUCCUCUUUGCUCCCUCACAAAGCACUCGGAGAGCCCUGCCCUGGUGCCCUGGAGUGCAGGAACUGCUCUGUGCCUCACUUCGGGAGGGAAGGGGGGCGUGUUCUGUACAUGGAAUAAGCAAUAGACAGAUCAUAGCUGGUGUGGGAUAGAAGCCAGGGAGCAGGGACGUAAGCAGGGAGCUGGAACAUAGUAUGGAACAUAGCAAAGAACAUAAGAGUGAAUAAAAGGUGUUGCCUGGUGGUGACUGGUGAGUGCAGAAGAGCAGGAGAAAGGAGCGAGGCUGUGUGGAAAUUCACUGUAAACACAGGUCAGAUGGACAAUUCAGCUUAAUUGCUUUCAGUGUGUAGUAAGGGUUGCCUUUUUUUUACUUCUUUCUAGCACAGAAAUAAAGCCAGGAAAGGGAGUUGUUUGAGGACAGAGUCACUGUGCUUGUUUCUUCUGUGCCACUACUGUGGCAAGGUGCUGCCCAGAGGUUAUGAUUUCCACGGGGAGGUACUCUGGAAGGAAUUUAUGAUAAAGAAGAUUUGGAGAGCAGUGCCCAGUUUAAAAUACAUUCUCUGUGAAGAUGCAGUAGUCUGUAACAUUUGAACACUGUGCAGUAUGACCAGAAUCAGUUUAGGCAGAACAGUUAGGCUGGCAAGGUCAUUCACAUUCGUAUUUUUCACAGCACCUCAGAAGCUCCAAAUUCAGCAUUUGGCUCUUGCUCACUUUUUCUCAUUGUCUGAAAUAAGCUAGAAGAGGGGAAGCUUUAGGGAUGUACAAGACUGAAAUAGGUGGAGGAUUUACAGAGAUCUCUUUGUGCAAAUACAGCAGUGGCAGAUCAGGGUUCCUGCUAGGAAUUAACAUGUUGGACCUCAGAUGGGGAAGAAUAGAGUGGGGUAUGGAGGUUGUCCUGCUCCUUGUGGAGCUUAGGCUGUUCCCAGCAGAGACUUGUGGCAACACAGAGUGUUGCAGUCUCCUCCCUUGUACCACUAGCACCCCAAAAAAUCAUCUCCAGUGGUAGUGCAGGAGGCAGGCAUUUGGCAGCAUGGCCUGUUGCUUGUGGAGGUACCAGGUUUGUGUUGCGAAGUGAGUUUCAUCCAAGCUCAAUUUCAGUGUUUGCUGUUAACUAAGAGAAAGGGCAAUGUCCUCUACUGAGACAGCCGGAAAUACUUCUUUUCUCCUUGAAUGUCCUUGUGGUCAGUAUUUUAGUUAAGCAGAUUGAUUUUAUAAAAGUCUUAAACCAGAGUAUAACAUGUGUAUAUAUGGCAGCUGCUAUGUAAAUACAGCGUCCCUGCUUCGGCUUUAAACAAGGGUGAGUUUCAGGUAAGAGUAAGCACAGCUCUGUCCUCUAAUAUUUAAUUUUAUUUAGAAUUCUGGCAAUGAAUUGGAUUUCUAGACAACUCCAGUUAAGUUCUUACAAUACCACCAAUCAGUUAUGGCAGUGCAUGGAACUGUUUUCCCAUCUCAGUGGUGCCAGGUGAUUGCUGGGAUGGUUAGGUGGCUGCUGCUGGUGGUUGUUAGUCACUUUUAAAAAGUUGUGUCCGAGACAAAAGCUGUCACCUUCACGCGUCCCAGGAAAUACAUCGUUUCCUCGGGCGCGGAGCCUCCGGAGCUGGGCUACGUGGACAUUCGAACCCUGGCAGACAGCAUGUGCCGCUAUGACCUCAAUGAUGUGGAUGUAGCAUGGCUGCAACUUGCCAAUGAAGAAUUCAAAGAAAUGGGGAUGCUGGAGCUGGAUGAGUACACCAUGGAAAGGGUGAUGGAAGAGUUUGAGCAGCGCUGCUACGAUAACAUGAACCACGCCAUCGAGACGGAAGAAGGGCUGGGGAUUGAAUACGAUGAGGAUGUCGUCUGUGACGUCUGUCAGUCUCCAGAUGGAGAGGACGGCAAUGAAAUGGUGUUCUGUGACAAAUGCAAUAUUUGUGUGCACCAGGCGUGCUACGGGAUCCUGAAGGUGCCCGAGGGCAGCUGGCUGUGCCGGACCUGCGCGCUGGGCGUCCAGCCCAAGUGCCUGCUGUGCCCCAAAAAGGGCGGCGCCAUGAAACCCACCCGGAGCGGCACCAAGUGGGUGCACGUCAGCUGUGCUCUCUGGAUUCCGGAGGUGAGCAUCGGAAGCCCUGAAAAGAUGGAGCCCAUCACAAAAGUUUCCCACAUUCCCAGCAGUAGGUGGGCACUGGUGUGCAGCCUUUGUAAUGAAAAGGUUGGAGCUUCUAUACAGUGUUCAGUGAAAAACUGCAGAACAGCCUUUCACGUCACCUGCGCGUUUGACCGCGGCUUGGAGAUGAAGACCAUCUUGGCAGAGAAUGACGAGGUGAAGUUCAAGUCCUACUGUCCCAAGCACAGCUCCACCAAGAAAGCGGAUGCUGAGACUUCGAGUGAAAGCCCAGGGCAGGAGAAUAGGAAUGGGAUUCAGGACACCUCUCUUCCUGCCCACAUGGACCCUUUCCACAGCAUGGAUCAAAACCAGGAGGAGGCCCACAGGGUCAGCCUCCGCAAGCAGAAGCUCCAGCAGCUGGAGGACGAGUUCUACACGUUUGUCGAGUCUUUGGAAGUGGCCAAAGUGCUGCGGCUGCCUGAGGAGCCGGUGGAAUUCCUUUACCAGUACUGGAAACUGAAGAGGAAAUCCAAUUUCAAUAAGCCUUUGAUUACCCCAAAGAAGGAUGAGGAAGACAAUCUGGCUAAACGGGAGCAGGAUGUUCUGUUCAGGAGGCUGCAGCUCUUCACGCACCUCCGGCAGGACCUGGAGCGGGUGCGAAACCUCACUUACAUGGUGACGCGGAGAGAGAAAAUCAAGAGAUCUGUUUGCAAAGUUCAGGAGCAGAUAUUUAACAGCUACACAAAGCAGUUGGAACAAGAAAGAGUUUCAGGUGUGCCUUCCUCCUUUGCCUCCAUGGAGAACACGGUGUUGUUCAACAGCCCGUCGCUGGGCCCCAACGCCCCCAAGAUCGAGGACCUCAAGUGGCACUCUGCGUUCUUCAGGAAGCAGAUGGGCACAUCUCUGGCCCGCUCCUUGAAAAAACCGCACAAGAGAGACAGGGUAAGAGACAGGUCUGGGAAUGACAGCAAAUCCCUGCUGAGGCAGCCCAGCCCGAGGGAAGGAGGCGCGGAUCCAGGCAGCUUUUUAAAUUUUGACAAGACCUUUGCUGAGACACGGAUUGUAUCGGCACAGCAGAAGAACGGCGUCGUCAUACCAGAGCACAGGAAGAGAAGAGACAAUCGCCCGCAGUGCGAGGUGGCGAAGGCAGAGCUGAAGGAAAAGACUUCUAAACACAACCACAAACUGCUGAGACCCACAGAACUCUCUCAGAGGCAAUUGGAAAACAAAAGGGCUGUGCACCACUCCGGUGGUAGGUCAGCGCCUGGCACUCGGAGGGAUAUAGUGCCUAAAUGUAAUGGGGGUCUGGUCAAAGUAAACUCUAAUCAGACAGUAGUUAAAGUGCCUACCACGCCCACGAGCCCAGGGAAAAACUGGGGCGGAUUCCGAAUUCCAAAGAAGGGGGAGAGGCAGCAGCAGGGGGAGAGCCUGGAGGAGGCCUGCCGCCAGAACUCCGGCUACCCCUACCUGGGUGUGGGCAGAGUUUCAGCGAAGGAGCGGACAAAAAGCAAGUUAAAGCCUGACAGCGAGAACGAUGGCUAUGUCCCCGACGCAGAAAUGAGCGACUCGGAGACGGAAGUGGCUGAAAAGAAGUGCAGGCAGCAGAGGCUCAGUCCCAACAGCAGCAUCGGCAGGAGGACGGACAUUAUCCGGAGGAGCAUCCUGGCGACCUGACUGGACACAGGGACGGGGUCAGUAGAGUCACUGCCUACAAGCCAACUCCACCUUACUCAUCGGUGUGAGAGAGGAGCAUUCUUAGACCGAGCUACAGACUGACAAACUGAAAGCCCAUUUUUUUCUGAGUUGUAUAAAUAUGUUUACACGCACUUAAAGCUGUUUUAAGCUCUUUGGUUUUGGUUUUUUUCCUCUGCCCCAUCCACACCCCCUUACCCAUCCCAUUUCUGUGAGAAGUUUGAGUCUCCCUUAUUUGCAACUUUCCUGAGUAAGCAGAGAAGUGACAUCAUUAGUAAAACAGGAGUUGGGAUGCACACAACUCACAAAAAUCUUUUAAAAGGGGCUAGGGUGGUGGGUAGGAGGAAUCAGGCUGCGUUCAUCCUUUCUAGCUAAAAGGCACUGAAAGUUUUACUCCCUUCCCCUGACUUCUGGAAAAGCACAAGCUCUUAAUUUAACUCAUUGAAUGGAGGAUGGUUGUUAGACCAUACUGCAAUGCACUGCACUGCUAAAUCCCAUUACAAAUGCUCCCCGUCCCUGGGCAGGGGCAGCUCUUUCUCCUCUCUUUGCAGAAUGUGUUCUCUUGUGUUCAGUUUGAGUGCAGGUGGCAGCUCAAACCCUCCCUGUGCUCCAGAGUUUACAUGUGAAUGGUGACCAGGCACAGGCACGAUGUUGCAAUGGAGGAGGAGGAGGAAGGGAUAGGGCAGGGCUUGAAAGAUUGGGACUGCCACAAAGGAUGUUCCCAAAUGGCUCAGUUCUGAGCAAGGGGCAGGUGUGGGGGUUCCAGCACUCCAUGGAAUAACCUGUCACCCGUAGUCAGGCACCUGCCUUGGGGAGUGUGAUGACAAUGCCAGACAGAAGUUUUCUAUGGCACUAGGCAGGAGGAAUUCCCAAAGGCCACCACAGAUGCACUAAUGAUAUGUACUGAGAGUCAGGCUUAUGACACUGAAAGGUUGCUUUAAAUGGAAUGAAUAUAUAUUUUUAAAUAUGAUAAAAUGCAAAGGCAAUACAUUGUGAUUAGCUCUUUACAGUCAAGCAAAGAAAAAACUAUUUCAUUCUAUUAUGGACUAGAUUUGAUGGAAAAGGGAACUCAUAUUCUGAUUGUGUACUUUUUUAAUAAUUGCAAGUGGCAAUAAUGAGUAAGAUGUAAGCAAUAAUAUGAACAGGUUGUGAGAUACCGUUUUGUACCGAGUGGAGCGCACGCAUCACCGUGGAGCGUUAGGAGCCUGUACAUUUUGGAAUUUUUCAUAAAUGUAGGAGAGGUAUGUACUGGUGAAAAAGUUUUGGCAGCAAUGUGUUAAUAGAGAGACAGGCAUAAAGAAUCUCCUUCUCCUUCCCUUUCCCACUCAUAGCCUGCUGUUAGGGCAUCCACUCACCUUGGAAUGUCUGACCCUUAUUCCCCGAGGUGGGAACACUUGACAACACAGAAUUCCCCUGCAGUAGGACUGAGGAUUCAAUCAGAAAAUAAAAAAAAGGCUUAACACCCUAUCUUGCUAUGCAAGUUAACAUUAUCAAUUAAAUAUUUCACCAGAAUGCAUCCCUGUUUUAAAACUCAGAAGUCUUAACCUUUUGAGGAAGGGGAAUUUUAUGUACGAUAAUACACUUUCAAAAUCCUCUUGCUGGUCCCAAAAAGUCAGAGUAAUUGGCAUGACUUACAGAGGUGAAAGGCAGGGCACUGGUGACUGAGGUUACAUAGUCACUCUUGGAGUGUGUUCAAAGUAUAAACAGCAGACAGACAAAAGGUAAAAGCCAGCAAGUUCUACUCAACAUCCAGCAACAUUCUCCAGACAGGCACUGGUAUUUUCCUUAAGAAAGAAGCUCAUGACCACACAGGAAUUGUCAAGCCAUAGUUGGAAUACCCUAAAUUUGGAUUCUGAGUAAACCUUUAACCUCACACCCCCUGGACAGAGGUACCUUGUUAAUUUGCACUAUUAUGAACACUAACGUUGUGCAGAGUGAAUGCCUUAGCUGCUUUGUCCCCUGGCACUGAGGGCGAAAAGCUUUGUGAGCUUUCCAGUGGAGCUGACCCCAAACCAAAAAGGCUGCGGUACGACCAGCUCUAUAGGUUAGUUUUGUCCUUGUGCUUAGCCCUCAGCAGGAGGUGUUGUAGGUACUGCAGUGACAAACCCACCCCCCUCUUUUACUGGGAUUUGCUGGAUUUCUGUUUCCGAGCGUGACCUUUCCUUGUGCUGACUGACCAAGAGAUCUUUGAUAUGAUCCGUGUGUUCUGUCCAACCGUAGGCUAGUUGAACGUCUGUAGAGUUGCCUGGAAUGCCAUUUGUUAGGUUAUAAACUCACACAGAUCUAAAUGAAGGGUUCAUGUUGUGUACAAAUCUUGAUUUCAGAAGUUCGAGACAAUUGUGAUGACAUUUGUAAAACUUGUACAGAUUUUUCACUAUGUGCCUAGCUUUGGUGUCCAUUCAGCUGAAAUUAAAAAAAAAAAGGUGCAUGAAGAGAAACAGAAAUAAAAAAGUAUAUGUAGAGAUGACUAUUUUAUAUUACAUGGCCCAAUCCUGUAUUUAUUUUCUCCCUUUUUUGAAGUAUUUCUAAAGACCUAGUUGAAACAGCUGUAUUUUUUGUUAAAAUAUUCCGUAGAAUUGUGCCUUUUGUCUGUAUGUGAAUAAAUGCUGUACAUUUUUGCAGUAUCCUUGCCA